Papaver somniferum (opium poppy) is the source of this 912-nucleotide messenger RNA. Its product is annotated as L10-interacting MYB domain-containing protein-like. Bases 1 to 912 code for a protein of 303 amino acids. The transcript has 2 exons. The record is from RefSeq and is a predicted model, not a curated record. NCBI's taxonomy places the organism in Eukaryota, Viridiplantae, Streptophyta, Magnoliopsida, Ranunculales, Papaveraceae.
AUGGCUUAUCUAUCAAGUGAUGAUAACGUAGAUGAUAUCCGCACAUGGCCACAGUAUAUUGUGGAUUACUUUGUUCAAUUGGUUCAUGAUGAAGCCAAAAAUGGGUUACAAACCACUACAUUGGAGAAGAAGAAAUGGGGAGAAAUAGAUAAUGCUCUCUUUGCUAAGUUUGGUAAGAGAUACAACAUUCCUAAGUUGAAAGCUAAAUUCAAUCGACUGCGUAUAAAGCAUAGGGAAUUUGCAAGGUUAGUGAGUGAUACCGGUAUGGGUUGGGAUCCAGUUGCAAACAUGGCCACUGCAAGUGAUGAUGCUUGGAAGCGUUACCUGAAGAAAUAUCCUGGUGCAAAAUCCUUCCGUAAAAAGGGGUUAGACAAUUAUUAUAUGCUUGGGGAGAUAUUUAAUAGCACAACAACAUCUGGAAGCAUGUCUAAUGCACCAACACGGUCUCCUCCUGACUCAGACACCGAAAGAAACUUGGAAACAGAGUUCAUUGGCAAAGGGGUACAUGUAGAACCUGCUAGCUCUGGAGACACGAGUCACCCUUCAUCACACACAAAGUCAAACAUACAGCGACGUGCUUUAAAACUUCCUAUUGAUCUCCCUCAGCGAAAGGCGACUAAAUCAUCAAGGUUUGAUGAUGCACUUGUAGCAUGGACUGAAAAUCUUAAAGCUAAAGCUGAAGUAACAAAAGCGAAGGCUGAACGUAAAAAAGAUAAGGAAGUAACAUCUCCUCUUUGUACCAGCACCGAGAUAUCAUCUAUUGAAGAUUGUAUGGAUAUAUUGGACAACAUGGAAGGAGUGGAAGAUGAUGUAUAUCUCAAAGCCAUUGACAAGUUCAGAAACCCUGACUAUAGGAGAAUUUUUAAGAAAAUGAAAGAAUCAAGGAGAAUUAUGUGGCUUAAGAGUUUGUAA